This is a messenger RNA of Betta splendens (Siamese fighting fish), 1763 nucleotides long. RefSeq names its product MAX dimerization protein 3 (gene mxd3). Gene Ontology annotation, biological process: regulation of transcription by RNA polymerase II. The transcript has 6 exons. Lineage: Eukaryota; Metazoa; Chordata; Actinopteri; Anabantiformes; Osphronemidae. The record is from RefSeq and is a predicted model, not a curated record. The coding region runs from base 107 to 706 and encodes 199 amino acids. Gene Ontology annotation, molecular function: protein dimerization activity; RNA polymerase II cis-regulatory region sequence-specific DNA binding; DNA-binding transcription factor activity, RNA polymerase II-specific.
CCGUGGAUUGACGACGUAGCACAAACACAGCUUCAUUUAGUCCAGUCUACGGAGCACCGAUCCGCAGUGGGCUGUCGAGCCGCCGUUGUCUUAUUUUAAAACAAUAAUGGAAGGAAACUUUAGCAACAUCAAACUGCUUAUUCUUGCUGCGGAGUUUCUGGAAAGAAAAGAGCGAGAAGCAGAACAUGGAUAUGCUUCAGUCCCGCCUCUGAGCCCCGAUCACUCCUGCAAAGGGAGCAAGCAGAAGAGCAAGAAGAUCUCUGCUGGUGGCAAUAGGUCCGUUCACAACGAGCUGGAAAAAAACAGGCGAGCGCAGCUGAGGCACUGCCUGGAGCAGCUCAAGAAACAAGUCCCGCUCUCCUCCGACUCCGUGAGGAACACCACCCUCAACCUGCUGCGGCGGGCGCAGCUUCACAUCAAGAAGCUGCAGGAGCAGGACGAGCGCGCGGAGGAGCUGAAGGGCCGCCUGCUGUGGGAGCAGAGGGAGCUGAGGGUCCGGCUGGAGCAGCUGCAGAGAGGCACCGAGAGGAUGAGGAACAACAGCCAAGGGUCCACCAUGUCGUCCGAGAGGUCGGACUCAGACAGAGAGGACGUGGAGGUUGACGUGGAGAGCAUCAUGUUCGACUCUGUGGACUGUGAUGGACUGAGCAUUGCGCACGCCGAUGCAGACCACUGUUACUCCAGCAUGGACAAGGCCUGGCUAUGACAGGCGCUCUGGUAGCGGACAGAAAGACGAGGAAACAUUCCAAAAGACAGAGGACGACAGCGGAGAGAGAUGUUACUGAACGCCCAGUUUCUUUACAGAAGGAUUGACUUUUAAUGUUUUCGCGUAAAAAUGUGUCAGACUACAAGCUAAACAAUAAUUUGUCUAUGAACGAACUACGUCCAUUUGCACUGAAUAGCCGUUGAAAUCACUGGGCUGGGAUUCAGGUUUCAUUACGCAAAUAUGUUACGCAUCAACUAUUAAUGGCUUUUUUGUCCAAAAAUCUGAAGUGACUGAAAGGUGAAUUAAUUUCAGAAAUUCUAUACAUUAAUUUUACUGAGCUUUUAAGAAAUCCAACUAAGGGCUUUUAAACUUAUUUAUUCUUAUUACUGCAGUAUAUCUAUACUGAAUUCUGCCUUAAAUCAGAUUUGGUCUAGUCUCCUAUAAAGCUUCUCUUUAGCACUAAAUUUAUAUUUCAGUAAUGUUAUGUGUAGCAUGCACUUAUACAUUAAUCUGUGUUAUCAUGUUGUGUAAAUUCAGUCAUGUGUGUUGUUCUUCAGUUGCACACGAUGUCAACACGUUGCACUUGUUUAGCGUCAGAACUGUGAGCGUAACGAGACGAGUGAACAGGAACGAUCCCGUCAGGUUCAUAUGUUGAAGUCUGGCAAUGAAGUGAAUGUGCCAAAUAAGAAGCUGAUGUAUUUGUGCACAGUUCAGUGUGUGAUUACAAGCACAAACCUCUGUUCUCUGUACGAGCAUUAAUGGUGCUGUUAACUGACAUGUUUAUCACAACCACACUCUUCAAUAUUUGUGCAUUUAUGGGUUGAAAUAUUACCACAGUACUUGUAAUAAUUUGGCAACGUAUGCAGUGUGACCAGUAUAUUCAUUGCUGUGUAUUUAAAUAACUGAAGGUGCUUUUCCCCCCUUCACUUUGCAUAUGCAAGAUGCCUUAUUACUUUUUAAUAGUAUGUAUGUAUUCAUCUGUCUCUCCGCCCAGUAAUACUAUGUAGCAUUUUUUUACCGAUGUAAGCUUUUUAAAAAUAAAUAUUUUCUCUAUUUA